Molecule: messenger RNA, 3458 nt
Organism: Triplophysa rosa
Lineage: Eukaryota; Metazoa; Chordata; Actinopteri; Cypriniformes; Nemacheilidae
Exons: 11
Coding region: 53-1444 (463 amino acids)
Source: RefSeq, a predicted model, not a curated record
UACUCUCCUCCCCUACACACUGUAGCACGUGAGCCUCGUUCGUGUGUACAACAUGGCAAAGAGACGCUGUGUUCUUAGUUGUGAAACCAAGUCCGUCUUAUUUUCACUUCCAAAGACAGAACUUCUGAGGAAACAAUGGUUAAAAUUAAUUUUUACAACGACACCAAAGGAGUAUAACCCCAGCCUUUUACUGUGUGCGCGUCAUUUCACCGAAGAUUGCUUCAUUAAUCUUGGCGCGUUCACUGCGGGAUACAUUAAACGUUUAUCUUUGAAAGAUGGGGCAGUGCCAACUUUAUUUGGACGUGUUACCUCGACCGAAUCACAACAUAGUACAUCACAGCAGACCAUUGGGUCACAGCCAGUUUCAAUUCUAGGCAAACCAACUGAAGUGGCUUGUCAGACUGACUCCCCACAAACAGUCUCGGUGGUAACCCAAACAUAUGAUUUGGCAAAAACAUCAGUUGGCACACAACUGUCCAUCAGGACACUGAGAAAAACACACAGUCGGAGCAAAGCCUCGCAGGCAACGGCUACUUGUGUGAGUGUUGGCACAGUAACCGCAUCAAUGUCCUAUGACAUGCCAUUCUCAACAACGCCUGUAAAGGCGACUGAUUACAGACCACACAAAAGACCUCGACUGAUGUUGGAGGAGGAGGAGGAGGAGAUGGAGGAGAUGGAGGAGGAGGAGGAGGAUGAGGAGGAAUCAGAAGCACAAUUUCAGACAGAACCUCAUUACUCAACUUUUAACCCAGGAGAAUCUACUGUUACAGAGGAAUCUGAACUGUCGUCUGUGGCUCAAAGUUCCAUAUAUGGGGGCUCUAAAUAUAUUGUUUUUGAGUCAUGUCUCCGUGAGCUGUUUGACACGUGUCCAAUUUGCAGAGCAAAAUCGGAUGUGCAGCAACACCGGUUUGGCACAUAUGUGGCAUUCAUUCAGCUUUGCCCCAAGUGUACAUACAACCGGAAAUGGCAGAGUCAGCCUUUAGUCGGAAGUACACCCAUCGGAAAUCUCCUGUUAUCUGCUGCUACGUAUUUUACUGGAGGAUCAUUUUUCCAGAUACAAAAAAUUUGCAAGGCCAUGGAGUUACAAAUUUUCCAAUAUGAUACAUUCUGGAGACAUUGCAGAAGCUUCUUGGAGCCAGCAGUUGUGCACAAAUGGAGAAGUGAACAGCAAAAAAUGUUCCAUAAGUUACAACAGGGGGGAACAAUUGCUGUAGCUGGAGAUAUGCGUGCAGACUCGCCAGGCCACUCAGCAAAAUAUGGAAGCUACUCUGUUAUGCACAUGGACAGCAAUACUAUAUUGGACCUUCAGCUUGUUCAGCGCAAUGAAGUUGGAGGAAGUUCUCAUAUGGAGAAAGAUGGGCUAAAGAGAUGUCUGGAUCUGCUAGAGAGUAACGGUUUUUCAGUGGACUACAUAGUCACUGACCGCCACCCACAGAUCCAGUAAUAUCUAAGGGACCGCAGCAUAACUCAAUUCUACGAUGUGUGGCACUUUGAAAAAGGUUUGUCAAAGAAGUUGGACAAACUGACCAAAAACAAAGAUUGUGAGGUGUUGAAGAAGUGGCUGCACAGCAUCCGGAAUCAUGUUUACUGGUGUGCAACUUCUUCUACGUCAGGACCAGAGAAGGUUGCAAAAUGGACGUCGCUUGUCAACCACCUACAGAACGUUCACAUACAUGACAAUUCCAUCUUUCCGAGGUGUGCACAUCCUGUUCGUGUAUCCAGGGACCCCAAGAAAUGGUUUCAACCAGGGUCGCUAGCACUCCACAAGGUUGAGAAAGUCCUAUGCAACCAGAGGGUUCUCAAGGGCGUGGAGAAGCUAAGUCACCAUUUCCAAACAUCAUCCCUGGAUGCAUUCCAUAGCUUGAUUCUGCGAUUCACACCCAAAAAUGUGUCUUUUCCUUUCAUGGGAAUGUUGUGCAGACAGUACCUUGCUGUGCUACAUUACAAUGAGAAUGCAAACCGAAAACAAGCCACUACAUCGGCAGGACAGCCAAUGUACAGAAAUGAGCUCCCAAAAUCCAACAAAGGAGAAUUCAUAGCACGGCCAAUAAAAACAGAACCAACAUACAAUUAUGUCAAAGAGCUACUGAGUCUUGUCUUCGAGGAGGUGAUACUGGACCCCACUCCAUUUGUUGAGGAAUUGAUGACCAUUCCUGUUCCCACAACCCUUUGUGCAGGUUUUGACAGACCGUCAAAGGAGGAAGCAAUUGCCCGCCAUGUUUCCAGAUUCACUCGAGGUGGUCGAAAGUCAACAUACAGACCAGCCUGAUCUGGAAACUCCUGGCGUAUCCGGGCUACAACACAGGACGGAAUGACAACUCGGACAUUCCGACCUAGGUAGCCCCAGCUCAAAAAGCUCCAAUACGGAUGGCGGAAUUGCCUAUAAUUCAAAGACAUAGUAUUUCAUAUUUGUGAAUAAAUGUGUUUUCUGUAUGUUUGAAUAAGUACUCUUCUUUCGGCUAUAAAUAUUGUUUGAUCACUACUAGGGAUGCACCGAAUGUUUGGCAACUGAAAAUAGUGAAAACAGCAUGUUCGGUCGGUGUUUGCCCGAAUAAGUGAAAUGGCUGAAUCAAUUUUACCGAACAUGAUCUGUGAUAUAAUCAAGCAGCAACCAGCGCAGGGAGAGAGAGAGAGAGAGAGAGAGAGAGAGAGAGAGAGUAAUUUUCUUAAUGAAAGCGUCUUUACCGGUUGGUAACUUUAAUUUGUGUACUUCAGACUGGAGCGGGCAGUUUGACAGUAGCCCCACUGCUCCAGAUAUCCUUUGACAUAUGGUGGUCGCUUGCACACAGUUCCCUGUACUUUAUGGAAGGUCAGAAGAGCCAAAACGUGUGAAACCAAUGUGUUAACACGCAAUUAACGCGUAGUUUAAAAUGACUUGUUAAACCGCAAAUUAUGUGUUAACACGUGGUUUUGUGCAUGCACAUUGGACCACGGAGCUUUACUACCACCUACUGGCGUGGCGUUAUUGCUUUAAACAAAAUAAAGCAAGAGACUAGGCUUGUAAAUUGCAAGAUUUGAUCUAAAAUAUAUUGUGAACAAUGUAUUUUGAGGGCAUAAGUAGUCUACAACUAGAAUGAUUACAACAUAAUUAAAAAUCAAGUAUUGCUUAAAUGGACCUAUUAAAUGUUGAAAGGCCAUAUUCAGAAUAUCAGGCUAAUGAAGUGUAAGUUUAUUUUUAUCUUUCUCUAAACAUUUUCAUAUACUCUUGCAUAAUUCUAUAGCCAUGUUUGUUUAGAAAAGAAGUAAACAUAAAAAGUAUGUCAAACCUUAUGGAUCAAUAUUUCUUAGUGAGCCCCUUUGAUAACACUUAUAAAGAUGAGAUUGCAUUGUUCUGCAAAUUUUUUCAAGGUUCAGUGCAUUCAGUAAUAUAAUUCAAUAUAAUGCCUUAUCAUCAGACACACUCAAGAUUUGUGAAACCUUUUUUCAAAUGUAAUCACAUUAAAUAAACGUGUAUUAUU